AUGUUGUUUCAAGUGUCCUCAAACUCAUCUUACCAAAAACAAGAACAUCCAAUAAAUAUAUUUUUAGAAUCAACAGCAUCCUCAAUAGUUUUUGGAUGUCCUGGUAUAAGUAGAAGUAUUCCUAGAAUUGAAGCAAAUGUUCAAGUAAGAUCAAAUAACGGUUUACCUUUUCCAAUUCGAUCAAUCUCAAUAGUUUUAUUAACUCGUCAAAAAGUAUCAGUACCAACAAAGUUUGGAUCUAAUGACGCGUUUAAGGAAUUUAAACUUUACGAAGAUCCUUUAGCUUUUAAGCCUAUCAAUGGUUUUAGUGAGAAAUUACUUGGAUUGGACUUACCUAUAUUAAUCCCAAUACCACGGGAUGUGACUUCAUCUGGAUGUCUGACAACUUUUGGGUCAAUCACAACUCAUUAUUUAACAGUCAAAGUUAUAACAGGUGAAUCUAGUGCUACGGAGGUUUCAUUUGUUGAAAUGUUCCCUGUUGUUAUUAAAUUAUAUGAUACUUUACCUUUGUAUCGACAAUUCAAUGAACCAGUUGUUGAAAUUAGGAAUUCUCCUGAUAAUCAAAUUAUAGCAGAGAUUACAAUACCAAACAGUUCAAUAGGUCCUGGAGAUCAAUUGAAUAUAAAUUGCAAGUUGAUGACUAAUUCAUCUAAUAAUAAAAUUAAAAAACAUCUUCAAUUGAAGCAACAAACUUUUCAAGUGAAAGAAUUUCUAGAAUGUUAUGAUGGAGGCUUACCACCAUUGAGAGAAAAUAAAAUUCAUUCUAUCACAACUCAUCCAAAUCAAGAACUCAAUACACAAGGAAUUAUUAGCAAAUUUAGUUUUGAAUUUCCAAAAUAUCAUGAAUUUUUGGAUCUUUUCAAGCAAUCAGAACCAUUAAUCAUUUCGCAAGAGGUUGUUAACGAUUAUGAUACUACUGUUAUUGAUCUCACAAACAUCUCCAACCAAAAAUUAAUGGACAAAUUGAUUGAGGGUCUACCUAUUACACAUAUACAAAGUUUUACAUCUCAAGGUAGAUUUUUUUCAAUUAAAUUUGAAAUUAUAGUGAAAUUAAAAUUUUCAAAAGCUAAAGAUUUUGACAUUAAAUUCCCAAUAACAAUUUGUCCAUAUGAUCGUGAAUCGAGUGAAUAUUUGUUACAAUGGAUAAUGCACGAAUGUGAAGUUGCUAAAGCUAGAUUUGGUAAACAAUUUAUUGAUCAAUUCUUUGCUUCAAAACAUUAUAAUGACAUUUGCGCAUUGAUGAGUAGCUAUAAAGCCCCUCCUACUGUAUAUCGGUACUGUAGAGAAGAUUGGAUAAAACUAGGUCACGAUGGGGAUAGUUUUGGCAAAUCUAAAAAUAUAGUUCUGUUUAUAGAUUAG
Lodderomyces pseudojiufengensis is the source of this 1359-nucleotide messenger RNA. RefSeq lists its product as uncharacterized. Bases 1 to 1359 code for a protein of 452 amino acids. The transcript has a single exon. NCBI's taxonomy places the organism in Eukaryota, Fungi, Ascomycota, Pichiomycetes, Serinales, Debaryomycetaceae. Gene Ontology annotation, cellular component: division septum. The record is from RefSeq and is a predicted model, not a curated record. Gene Ontology annotation, biological process: division septum assembly.